UUAGACUCAAGUGAAAAUUGGUCCUACAAAAUACAUGAUGAAGAUAAUUUUUCACAACAAAAUGAUUCAGUUAAUUUAUUAGUAGUUUUAUUACAUGAAAUAGGUCAUACAUUAGGACUUUCUCACAGUACAAAUAAAGAUGCUAUAAUGUUUCCUUAUUAUAAGUUAAGUAAAUCUCUUAAUACUUUAGAUCUUCAUGUUGAUGAUAUAUAUGGUAUAACAAGUUUAUAUGGUUACCCAAUUUUAACUGACCCAAAAGUGAUUCACAAUUCGAGUACCACAUAUUCAAUAAAAAAUCUAACAACAUCAUUAUCAUCAUCAACAACAACAACAACAACAACAACAACAACAACAACAACAACAACACCAUCAACAACAACAAAAAUACAAAUAAAUAAAAUACCUUUAAUUCCUGAUUUAUGUUCGCUAAAAAAAUUUAAUCAUUUUUUAAUUAUUCAAAGUCAUUUAUAUAUUAUUUAUAAUGAAUGGUUUUGGAUAAUAGAUUUUAAUAAUAUGAAAGAUUACGGUCAACCAAUGAAAAUUAUAACUUGGCUAACAUUUUUACCUAAAAAUUUUACUAAAAUUACUGCUAUUGCUAGACGACCUUCCUCCGAUGAAAUUUUAUUAAUUAUAAAUGAUAUGAUUUAUAUUGUUUCUUUGCCAAAUUGGAGUCUUAAAUAUGGAUAUCCUAAAAAAAUUUCACAAGAAUUUAAAUUAAAUGUACCUAUCAGAGCAAUGGUUAACAAUUAUGAUGGACAAUUAUAUCUUUUUUCUGAUGAUAAAUAUGUAACAAUAAACACUCAUCAUAAUUAUAGAUCAAAUUUAGGACUUAUAUCAAAAGAUUUUAAUGGUAUACCAAAUAAAAUUACAGGAGCAAUUCGUUUUACAAACGGAAAAAUAUAUUUUUUUACUAAAAAAAAUUACUAUGAGUAUGAUGAAUUUACUAAUACUUUAAUUAGAGCUGGCAAAAAGGAUUUAUCAAUUUUUGGAAUUAAUUGUCCUAACGAACCAAUCUUAUUACAAUUAAAGAAUUUAAUCUCUUCACUUAUUCAUUUUAAUACAAAAUAUGAGGAAGCAAACGAUGAGGAUGAGAAUGAGUAAUUUUGAUAAGAUUAGUUAACCGCAAACGUAGAUAAACAGAUGUAAAAAAUUGAAUUAUUAAUUUUUUUAAGGUUAAUUAACCAUAAAUAUAAAUAGAUACAUUUUUUGAUAAAUUUCAACUAUAAAAACAGUCUGAUUGAAUUUAGGUGUUAAUCUUAAAGUGACUGCGUUAAUAUGAAACCAAAUCGACUAGAACUUCUAUGUCAGAAAUGUAUUAUAGAAAAUUGUUGGAAUAAUCGAGAGAAGUUAUAUCAAGUUUUGAAAUAUUUACAUGCGAUGAUACCAACGAAAAUUUUUCAUGAAUUCUUAAUCGCAUUACCAACGAUAAGGUGGCAGAAAAUUUUCGAGAACAAGAAACCAUAUUAUGCAAAAAAUCCUGGUUCAGAUGAAGAUUUCAUCGAAGGUCUUGAAAUCUACGAGAAUAAUAACAGAAAAUUGAUGGAUUAUAAAUACGAUAAAUAUAUUGAUGAUGAUAAUUUGUACUUGCAUAUCAUGUUUGAAGUUGCAGUUUACGAUUUGUAUUUACCUUUUUUUGGUGCAUCAACAAUGUGUUUAAAAGGUAAUUAUUAUAAAUUUAAAAGUGUAAACAAAAAGUUUCGUUAUUGUAUAGACUGUUAUAAGUUUUAUAAGAAUUUAUAUAAAAAUGUACAAGAUUCAUGUAUUUUUUCGUUUAAACAAUGUUAUGAACAUACUAUAAUAAGAACAAUUGAUUUUGGAAAUUACGUUAAGGAUGAUUUAUUUUGGUGUGCAUUAUGUAUUAAAAAACCUUUGUUUGCUAACACUUCAUCAACUUGUAGAAAAACUUGUAAGUUGAAAUAAAACUAUAAUUUUAUUACAAGUGUUUUAUUUGAUUUUUAGAUAAAUACAAUAAUACAAUACAAUACAGAUAACAGAUAUUUUAAAAAUUAA
Molecule: messenger RNA, 2010 nt
Organism: Tribolium castaneum (red flour beetle)
Lineage: Eukaryota; Metazoa; Arthropoda; Insecta; Coleoptera; Tenebrionidae
Product: collagenase 3-like
Exons: 1
Biological process (GO): extracellular matrix organization; proteolysis; collagen catabolic process
Cellular component (GO): extracellular matrix
Molecular function (GO): metalloendopeptidase activity; zinc ion binding
Source: RefSeq, a predicted model, not a curated record